AUGCCAUCUGACGAUUUAAAUAGGAGAAAUGGUCUCUCGCCGAAAGAGAAAAGCUACUUAAUAUGCAGCUGUCAAACAAGGUCGUCACGAUAUCUAAGACUGAAAAAUCUAGCAGCCGACGCGAUGAAACACAACAAAAUAUUUCUAAUUCACGGCUACUGCACACCCAUACGCAAAGCUUUAGUCGAAAGGGGUUGGGUAGAAAAGGUGCCACCAAAUAAGAUGGAUCUAGCCAAACUACGAAACAAACGAUAUAGGGACAACUCGGAAAUGCAUAUUGAACUGGAAAAAUUGUUACUAUCUAACUUUGUAGAGAAAUGUGAUCCUAAUUUCGUCUGGAAUGCGAAAGACGACCGUGAUGAUUACGCGACCAGGAGCCACAAUGUUGUCUAUAACAAACUGAAAGUAGAAGCUCUCUGGACGACGAAGCAAGGGUUGUGCACUUCAAUAAAAAGCAAUUGUUGGUACUACAUAGAGGAUGUAGCCGAAAUAAAUAGCCCUCGAACGUACUCCAGUUUCGAUGAAGGGGAAAAAGAAGACUUCGAAAGAGACUAUAAACUAACUGCAUGUACUAGUUUGCUGAAAUGGGUUCUUUCUAUGGUCGCUAACGAUAGGCCAAUAUUUGUUGAGACAGGCACUAUAGCUAUUAAUGUAAUAGUAUUUGCACUAAACCGCUGUAAAGAAUAUCUAUUUCGCAAACAAAAUAAAGAUAUUGACAGAUAUUGCGUCUCAGCAGCUACGCCUGGACAGUGGAAGUCUUUUUUGAAAAAGUAUUACUUGUUGAUGGCAAAGCAGGACAUUUUCACCAUUGAUAAGGAUAACAAGUUGCCUCUUUAUUUAGGCUAUGCGAAAUUUCUGCUUAAAGAGAUACACAAAUACAGACCACAACUAAGUUGUGAAGGAUGCCACAACAUUUGGAUAAUCAAGCCAGCACAUUGUUCCAGGGGUAGGGGUAUAAGAAUGGCCUCCAAAUUAGGUGUCCUUACGGAUUUGUUAAAUCGAGGCAAAUACGUCUUCCAAAAAUACAUUGAAGAACCACUUCUGAUACACGAGACAAAAUUCGAUAUAAGACAAUAUUAUCUAAUCACUAACACUUGUCCCUUGGUAAUAUGGAUGUACAAAGAUUGCUAUUUGAAAUUUAGCUCCCAGAAAUACAGUCUCGAAAGUUACCACGAAUCUAUCCACUUAACUAACAACGCAGUUCAAAAAAAAUAUAAGAACUGCGCAAAUCGCCAUCCGGAGCUUCCACAAAACAAUAUGUGGGAUUUAGAAACAUAUAAAGAAUAUUUGGUUAAAACCGGGAAAGAAACUGUCUGGGACGAAGUAAUUUACCCAGGAAUGAGAAAGUCGAUCGUGGGUAUCAUGUUGAACUGCCAAGAGUCCAUAUCGUACAGCAAGAAUCGUUUUGAGUUGUACGGAUGCGAUUUUAUCUUGGACAAAGACUACAAACCGUGGUUGAUCGAAAUAAACUCGUGCCCGGAUCUUAAUCCUACCACAGAAGUUACUGCAAAAAUUUGUCCCGCAGUAUUGACUGAUAUUAUCAAAGUAGUCAUCGAUUACUCUGGAAACUACAAAGCUUCGACAGGACAAUUUGAGUGCAUCUAUCGCCAGACGGUCUGCAUGCCUCAAUAUGGACAAGCAACUGAUUUAACUGUACGUGGACACGCUUUACCUAUGGAUUACUUCUACAGAGGAAAACUGCCACAGGAAGACACAAACCUUGAUGCUAAACUAGAAAAGACUCAAGACAUGAAAUCCAUAUUAAACAAACUAAGAAUGGCUUAUGAGACUGACAUCAUGGUGGAGCCCGAUGAUAGCACGGAAGAAUUAAAAGGACCCACUUCUAUCAAAUUAGUAAAAGAUAAUAUGCAGCGUAAUACAAAAUCUGACGAAGACUUGAACGCUGUAGCGGGUGUCAUCACCGGUCAACUAGACGACCUGCUAGAUCGCAUCACAACCGAAAACACUUCUAGCGUAAAAAUGGCGCCGUCAUUUGUAUCGUUCCCGUCUUCAAACAAUAUGAUUAAAAAAAGGUACACCGGAGAAGUUGUCAGAAGUGUAACUGCCAUUAAUUCUCCAGCAAAGAAAAGCUGUCGGUUUGCGUCUGCAGAAACAAUAAAUAUUAAGACCCCGUUCAAUUUUAGUAAAUUAGAUGAUGGCCCUAACGGUAAAGGUAGUGGUUCAAUUUGCGACGCGAAUCAAGAGAAUAAGUUAACUCAGAAACUCAACGACGUGCACCAAACUCAAGAAAAACAAGCCGAUAUGUUUACUACGUUUCAUGUAACAGACGCCGAGAGUAUCGGUCUAAUAGACGCUACCAAGAGAUUAUUUAGUUUCUUGGAUGAGAAAGAGAGGGAAUAUAACCGUGAUUUAAGUCAUGCUUAA
Messenger RNA from Pectinophora gossypiella (pink bollworm), 2385 nucleotides. RefSeq names its product tubulin glycylase 3A-like. Gene Ontology annotation, cellular component: cilium. The coding region runs from base 1 to 2385 and encodes 794 amino acids. Gene Ontology annotation, biological process: cilium assembly; protein polyglycylation; cilium movement. The transcript has 3 exons. The record is from RefSeq and is a predicted model, not a curated record. NCBI's taxonomy places the organism in Eukaryota, Metazoa, Arthropoda, Insecta, Lepidoptera, Gelechiidae. Gene Ontology annotation, molecular function: protein-glycine ligase activity, initiating.